AUGGAUACUAGGUUACUCUGGAAGUACAGCCAGUGGUGUCCACGGUCCAUAUUUCUGCAGGUGGAGCGGUGCAAGCUCAAGUCCUCACUCGGAGUGGACCCCAGCGGCCACGCUUCCCCCCUCCCCUGCCUCCGCGCCUACUCUGCAGCCUUCCUGCGGCUCUGCAGUCCCGGCACGCCCCCUCCACCCCCUCCAUCCGCGCUCCCAGCCUUUCUUCUUGCCUCCCACCUCCCUGAGCGAAUGGAUCAUUUCCUCCUAGGGCACCUUCCCUACUUUUGGAAGAAGGACGAGGUUUGUGGCCGCGUGCUCCAAGAUGUGUUUUUGGAUUGGGCUAAGAAGUACGGGCCUGUCGUGCGGGUCAAUGUCUUCCACAAAACCUCGGUCAUCGUCACAAGCCCUGAGUCGGUCAAGAAGUUCCUGAUGUCAACCAAGUACAACAAGGACUCCAAGAUGUACCAUGCCAUCCAGACUGUGUUUGGCGAGAGGCUGUUUGGCCAAGGCUUGGUGUCCGAGUGCGACUACGAGCGCUGGCACAAGCAGCGGAGGGUCAUGGACCUGGCCUUCAGCCGCAGCUCCUUGGUCAGCCUGAUGGAAACAUUCAACGAGAAAGCGGAGCAGCUGGUAGAGAUUCUCGAGGCCAAGGCAGAUGGGCAGACCCCGGUGUCCAUGCAGGAAAUGCUGACCUGCACCACCAUGGACAUCCUGGCCAAGGCAGCUUUUGGGAUGGAGACGGGCAUGCUGCUGGGCGCCCAGAAGCCUCUGUCCGGGAAGGUGAAGCUGAUCUUGGAGGGCAUCUCUGCAUCCCGCAACACCCUGGCGAAGUUCAUGCCCGGGAAGUGGAAGCAGCUGCGCGAGAUCCGCGAGAGCGUCCGCUUCCUGCGCCAGGUGGGCAGGGACUGGGUGCAGCGCCGCCGGGAGGCCCUGAAGCGGGGGGACGCCGUCCCUGCCGACAUCCUCACGCAGAUUCUCAAAGCGGAAGAGGACACCCAGGACGACGAGAUCCUGCUGGACAACUUUGUCACCUUUUUCAUUGCUGGUCACGAGACCUCUGCCAAUCACUUGGCAUUCACGGUGAUGGAGCUGUCCCGCCAGCCCGAGAUCUUGGCAAGGCUGCAGGCCGAGGUCGACGAGGUCAUCGGUUCUAAGAGGCACCUUGACUACGAGGACCUGGGGAGACUGCAGUACCUGUCCCAGGUCCUCAAGGAGUCGCUGAGGCUGUACCCGCCCGCGUGGGGCACCUUUCGCCUGCUGGAGGAGGAGACCUUGAUUGAUGGGGUCAGAGUCCCCGGCAACACCCCACUCCUGUUCAGCACCUACGUCAUGGGCCGGAUGGACUCCUACUUUGAGGACCCACUGACCUUCAACCCGGAUCGCUUCAGCCCCAAAGCACCCAAGCCGAGGUUCACCUACUUCCCCUUCUCUCUGGGCCCGCGCUCCUGCAUUGGACAGCAGUUUGCUCAGAUGGAGGUGAAGGUGGUCAUGGCCAAGCUGCUGCAGAGGCUGGAGUUCCGGCUGGUGCCCGGGCAGCGCUACGGGCUGCAGGAACAGGCCACGCUCAAGCCGCUGGACCCCGUGCUCUGCACCCUGCAGCCCCGGGGCUGGCAGCCNGGGGCUGGCAGCCCGCGCCCCCGCCCCCGCCCUGCUGAGGGCGCCCUGGGCAGCACAGGACUCCUUGGGCAGGGGCCGCACCCCCCUCCUCUGCAACCCCCAGCACCCGCCCUGCUCCCCCCGCGUCCCUGGAGGCACCCUCCGCUCGGGCUCCCAGAGGGCCCUGUGCCAGCCGCCUCCUGCUGAGCUCCCUGUCUGCUGCUAACUCCACUGCCCUUCCUGGACCAGCCCCGCCUGACUCCCAGCUGCCACCCAGAUGUGCCAUUGUCUCCCCCACCUCUUUGCACAGGCCACUCCCUCUGCCAGACACCCUAACUCCUGCUUACCCCUGAACGCCCUCGUCAGGUAUCGCCUCCUCCAGGAAGCCCUCCCUGCCCCCCCCAGCCGGGCCAGGGGCCCCUCCUCUGUGCUCCCUUGGUCACCUGUGCUACCUCUAACACCACACUGACCACUGUAUUGUGAAUGUCCUUUGAAACGACCGACCGCCCUGCCAGGCUGUGAGAGCCUCUUCGCGGGGUCUGUGUGUGAUUCGUCUCUGUGGCCUCCCGUGCCCACCGAGGGCCUGGCACAGAGUCGAUGCUCAAUAAAUAUGUGUUGACUGCA
Miniopterus natalensis is the source of this 2211-nucleotide messenger RNA. The record is from RefSeq and is a predicted model, not a curated record. NCBI's taxonomy places the organism in Eukaryota, Metazoa, Chordata, Mammalia, Chiroptera, Miniopteridae.